ACAUAUAGCCCACUUUAACGUGCUAUGUAUUACACGUGAAAACAAAUCGUAUCUAGAUAAAAUUUAUUUAUUUUAUACAAUAAAAUUAUAAAAUAAUACCAAAAACUUUCAUAAAGUGUGGUAAAAUACUGUGAUAUUUUUAAAAUGGGUGCCGAAGUUGGUAUUGGAAGACAAUUCUUGAUUGCUGGAUGCUUAUAUAUAGGACAGUUAAUGUGUGGCUACGGGAUAGGGUGGUCAGCCCCCGCACUAGCCUUGCUGCAAAAUCCAGAGAAGACCAUAUUGGAAACUCCAAUAACUGUUGAACAAGCAUCCUGGAUUGUGUCUUCCAGUUUUGUUGGAUUUCUUACAGGUCCCUACGUCUCCGGGUACCUCUGCAAUGCAAUUGGCAGAAAGCCCUGUCUGUACGUUGGAGGAGUAUUCAUAGGUCUAGGAUUCAUGAUCUUGGCGUUAGCUAAACAUAUAGCUGUCAUGUAUGUUGGUAGGGCAGUCGUGGGGUUUGGUAUUGGAGUGCUAUUCGUCACAAAUCUUGUGUACCUUGGAGAGUUGGCAUCAAUAAGAAACCGUGGAACUCUUCUCACAUUAACAGGAUUCUCAAGCACUUGUGGUACUCUCAUAGCUUACUCUGUGGGACCAUUCGUGUCCUACGCUGCAAUAUCAUGGAUAGCCGUGGGUAUAGCGGUUGGUUACGUCAUUGGACUAUUCUUUAUUGUGCCAGAAACUGCUGUUUAUCUUGUUAUGGCAAAUAGGAGAGAUGAAGCUAUGGAACUCCUCACAUCGUUGGGCAGAAAGGAUGACAUAGAUGAUGUAGUGGCUAAAGCAAAUGAGAAACCAAUAUCAAACAAAGCUCAGAUGGCUGAGAUGUUCACUAUAAAGUCUAAUAGAAAAGCACUAUUUUUAAUCAUCACAUUAAACAUUUUGCAACAAUUGAGUGGAAUAAAUAUAGUGUUAUCAUUUUCUACGACUAUUUUCGAGUUGACUGGGUCGUCUAUGGAGCCCCAUAUAUCAACAAUUAUUGUGGGAGUCACACAAGUCGGUGCAGCGAGCAUUGCACCUCUGUUUGUAGAUAGAACUGGACGAAGGAUUCUCAUGUUGAUUUCUACUGCAGUCUGUUCUAUUAGCUUGUUUGCACUUGGCGCUUACUUCUUCUUGUUCGACAAUGAAUACGACAUUGCCGACGACCUCCAAUGGAUGGCCCUGGCGUCAGUCGUUCUGUACUUCAUCGCCUAUUUUAGUGGUUUCGGCAUCAUCCCCAACACCUUCAUCGGAGAAAUGUUCACUGACAACUGCAGAGGGUUCGGUUCCACCUUCACAGUCACUGUUGGGUGGGUUUUUGGUUUCGGUAUAACAGCUGCGUUUGGGUACAUGUUGCCGGGCUGGGGACCCAGUGUCACAUUUUGGAUCUUCGCUGGAGCUAGCGUCUUCGCCUGUUUGUUCAGCGCUGUAUUCGUACCUGAGACCAAAGGAAAGAGCAUGUUGGAAAUACAAGAGAUCUUAAGUAAAUAGACUGUGAUACUAUAUUAAGUUAUAAUAAAUUAUUUAAAUAGUUA
Molecule: messenger RNA, 1547 nt
Organism: Spodoptera frugiperda (fall armyworm)
Lineage: Eukaryota; Metazoa; Arthropoda; Insecta; Lepidoptera; Noctuidae
Product: facilitated trehalose transporter Tret1-like
Exons: 7
Coding region: 145-1503 (452 amino acids)
Biological process (GO): transmembrane transport
Cellular component (GO): membrane
Molecular function (GO): transmembrane transporter activity
Source: RefSeq, a predicted model, not a curated record